AUUUUGAAUUACCAAAAGAGUAUCCUUUGAAAUCAAAUCCAAAGUUUUUGAUUUCUUGCAAAUGGAUGGAUAUCAUGAAAUUAGAAAUUAUUUGCUAUAAAUUGGAGAGUUUGUGGAAAGAGUCGAAAAUGGAAAUCCUUUUUACGUGGUUUUCAUUCUUACAAAACGAUGUCAUGGAUUACUUAAAGACCACUCGACUGAACAUCACUUAUCUUAGUAAUGUUAUGCCCAAAAUGAUCACUAAAAGUGAAUCCAAUUUAAAAUGCAAUGAAACAAAAGUGUUGACCACAACUCUGUCCAAAGCAUCCGUUUCUAACAGAGACAGACGAACCGUUGUCUUUAAACCCAGUCUAGACAAAGGCAUCGGAACCCAUGAUAGAAGGGCUGUCUGUGAUCUAAUGGGUAGACAAUUGAUCACAUAUUUAAUUGAUUACAACGAACACAAACGCAAAGAGACAUUCAAUAAGAGUUACAUUACGUGUAAUAUCUGUUUUUCGCCACAUUUGGGCGAAGAUUGUGUUGUCUUUCCCUGUCUUCACAUAAACUGCAAGAAUUGUAUCGCAAACUAUUUCACGACUCUUAUCAAUGAGGGAACAGUGAAUCAAUUAAAAUGCCCGGAAACCGAGUGCCAGACAACAGCGCCGCCUAAUGUGAUCCGCGAUCUCGUCUCCGAAGAACUAUUCAAGAAAUACGACAAAAUAAUGUUAGAGACAUUGAUUGGGACGAUGUCUGACGUGUAUUACUGCCCCCGAAAGACGUGCGGCACUGUUGUGAUCGGCGACCCGGACUCGUCGUUAGCCCACUGUUCGGCCUGCGGUUACGCCUUCUGCAAGAACUGUAACUUCACAUAUCAUGGCUUCGAUCCGUGCAGUAUAUUCAGAGACGCCCAGCAAAGGAAACUCAUACUCGAGAAGUACACGUACGCCACCGCUGAAGAGAAGUUAGAGAUCGAGAAAGUUUAUGGCAAAAAACAGAUCGCGUCGGCUCUGGAAGAGGCGGCCACUGAUAAGUGGAUGGAGGAUAUGUCGAAACGGUGUCCUCACUGUCGGGCGAGCAUUGAGAAGAGCGACGGUUGCAAUAAGAUGUCGUGCUGGCGGUGCAACACAUGCUUCUGUUGGCUAUGUCUCACACAACUGCCACUCACACAGCCGUACAGUCACUUCAGUAAUCCUAUGUCCAAAUGCUAUAACCAGCUCUUCCAAGGCGUCAACUUUGACAUCGACGACAUGUUUGAAGAUUUUGAUAUUUAAUACGUUUUUAUAUCAGUUUUUGCAUUAUUUUUAAAACGUUUUCCGAAUUUUUAAA
Medioppia subpectinata is the source of this 1305-nucleotide messenger RNA. Lineage: Eukaryota; Metazoa; Arthropoda; Arachnida; Sarcoptiformes; Oppiidae. The record is from the annotation of a GenBank genome assembly.